Molecule: messenger RNA, 1483 nt
Organism: Xenopus laevis (African clawed frog)
Lineage: Eukaryota; Metazoa; Chordata; Amphibia; Anura; Pipidae
Exons: 6
Coding region: 74-820 (248 amino acids)
Source: RefSeq, a predicted model, not a curated record
CAAUACUGCCGUCUGUUUCCUGCAUUCUCAGCCUGCUCUAGCACAGAUAUGAUCACCUAGAGAUUCUGCGAGUAUGGCCAGAAGCCCCAACUUCUAUAUCCUUAUGCUCCCUCUCUACUGUCAAGUAGUUUUUGUCAAUGCCACACUGAACGUCAGUCAAACUCCUACGAAUUUAUCGGUUACAAAGGGAGACAAUGCCAGUAUAACUUGCUCCUGGGAAGCUGAGGAUCAGGACGAGAGGAUCAGAGUCUGGUGGAAAAUAUAUUAUGAAUCAGCGAGUGCAGCUCAUGAUGGGACAGUUUUAGCAUCUCUUAUAUGGACAAACAAUAAAUCAGAGGUCAGAAUAAGAUCUCGGAAUCAGAGUGACUAUCAGUUAACAAAGGAUAAAGCCAAGCUCUGGCUUUUCUUUGUCAAUGAGAGCGACGCCGGAACUUACAUUUGUGAGAUCACCAUUGAUAAACCAGAUCUUCGAUCUGGAAAAGGAAAAGGCACAACAUUGUAUGUCACUGACUCUGUCUCAUCCCCAACCGCUCUUGCCAACAUUGCUUAUCUAGCUGUGUUUCUCAUCCUCGUCACUGUCAUAUUGUUGGGAUAUUUACUGUACAAAAGGAGAAAGAAAGAAAAUAUCCAUCUUUUACAUCAAAGAGCACCAGAAGCUGUGCAACUGAAUGAAAUACAUGAAAAUAUGAACGACGGGGAGGACAGUUCUUCAUCAAAUUCUGUGAGAUGGGCUGUUUCAACACUUUAUGAAUCCUGUGACUAUUUUGCAAUGAAAACUCCUGAGACUCCAGAAGGUGCAGUCUACAGCCUGGCUCUGUAAAUUCUUGGAAUGUAACUUCCAAUGCACAUAUAAAUAUUCUGAAGCAUUAAGAUGGGAGCCAGAUCAGUGUUAGUGGAGUCUUGUCUAGGAAGCAAACUGGUAGCCCAUUUUAACGUCUUUAGAAAUGUAAUGUCUUUAGAAGUUUUAAAAAAAAAUGGGACGAUGACAAUUCCUUAAAUGCCCAUCAGGAAUGAGAAUAUUAUUAUAAGAGGAUCUCUGAAGAAGUUUAUACACCACUCUCUCUCUCGAUUUUCUUGAAAUGCCUGGAAAAUUUAUCUUGGCGACUUCUAAGACCUUCAAAAGUCUGUAUUGCACGGACGGUGUCUGACAUUCUGAAAAACGAUUGGUCAGAUUCUCUUCUGGACCUUUUAACUAAUGGAAUGAGACAUCUGAACACAGGCACUCCAAGCAUGGACAUGUGGAGAAAUGAGGAAAAUCCCACCAUUCUGUGAAAGGACAUAAUGUGCUUUGGAAUUGUAAAUGUUUGCUUCUAAAGGGAGAUUUCUGAGUACUAUUGAAUUUACUAUGCUUAUUUAUAUUAACAUUAAAUAACUAAAUACUGCUACAGACCAAUUAUAAAACAUGCAGUCUUAUUUACAUUGGCAGAUGAUACCCUACUACUGAAUUUUUUUUUAUUAAAUACGUGGAAAUUUUUAUUUUUUA